Molecule: messenger RNA, 222 nt
Organism: Gongylonema pulchrum
Lineage: Eukaryota; Metazoa; Nematoda; Chromadorea; Rhabditida; Gongylonematidae
Source: the annotation of a GenBank genome assembly
AUGUCAGAAAAACUUUUAAAGUAUGCCUAUGUAAAUUCUGCGGAUAAUACUAAGUUUUUCCCAGCUGGUGUGCCGAAACCGCUUCUUGGGAUCGAGAAACCGCGCAUCGAACAACGAGGAUCACGAACAUUACUGUACUGGACCGUUGGUGGUGACACAUCAAAUGUUGCAUCCUAUAAGGUAAGUAAUAUUCUCUGUCUCGAUUUUUGUGAUUCUUUAUAG